This is a messenger RNA of Actinia tenebrosa (Australian red waratah sea anemone), 3475 nucleotides long. RefSeq names its product chondroitin sulfate synthase 1. NCBI's taxonomy places the organism in Eukaryota, Metazoa, Cnidaria, Anthozoa, Actiniaria, Actiniidae. Gene Ontology annotation, molecular function: glucuronosyl-N-acetylgalactosaminyl-proteoglycan 4-beta-N-acetylgalactosaminyltransferase activity. The record is from RefSeq and is a predicted model, not a curated record. Gene Ontology annotation, cellular component: Golgi cisterna membrane.
UUAAAGCUCUAUGCAAGGUUGUUUCGACGAAGCUUUGAUUUACAAAACAAAUUCUGGUGCCAAGGUUUAUUUAUUGGAGACGUGAAAAUAGCGUUCAGGUCGUAAAAUCUUGGUCAAUAUUGAAUGUGAGAUAUUUUUCUCUUCGUCGAGUCUUGCUAGGCGACGAACUGAGGGUUUAAAAAUGUUUAGCACGCGUGGUCCACGUGACGAUAUACAUUAUGGCGAUAUUAAUUAAACCAAGCUGCGAAGACUUCAACUUUUUUUUUUAAAGCCACAGUUCAUUACCAAGGCGAUUUAAGAUCGAAAAUACAUUAUUCGGAGACUAUUAAUAUAGCUCGAGAUCGAUGGCUAAAAUGAAAUCAAAAAACAUGAGUGUUCGAGCGGUCUUCACGUUGCUCGGAGGGCUUAUAGUGGGGUUCAGUGUUGCCCUAAUGCUACGACAUCAUCUUCUACCCAUGCCAACAAGACGUUGCCAUAUCAAUUUUAAAAGUGAUCUUCGACCUCGAAGUAUUUCUAAAGAGCUUGGAAACCGUAAACUCAUCUUCAUCGGAGUAAUGACUGCAGAGAAAUUUCUCAACACGCGAGCCAAGGCCGUCUACGAAACGUGGGGAAAGAAAGUCCCUGGGAGACUUGAAUUUUUUUCCAGCGUCGGCUCAAAAGAGAAUCCAAGUUUGCCGGUCGUCAGUCUCCAAGGCGUAGAUGAUUCUUAUCCGCCACAGAGGAAGUCAAUGAUGAUGUUAAAAUACAUGCACGAUCAUUAUAUUGAUCAUUAUGAAUGGUUCAUGAGGUCAGAUGAUGAUGUUUAUGUUCGAAGCGAUAAACUAGCAAAUUUCCUACUCUCUCUAAACAGUUCUGAAGACAUUUAUUUAGGGCAGGCUGGCACAGGAACUAAGGGCGAGAAAGGCCUAUUAGGCCUUGGUUAUGGAGAUAAUUUUUGUAUGGGAGGUCCGGGAGUUAUAAUGAGCCGUAGUGUCCUAAAGAAAGUAGUCCCUCACGUCGAAUAUUGCCUGAAAAACUUAGUCACAAACCACGAAGAUGUUGAAGUUGGACGGUGCAUCAAGAAAUUUGUUGGAGUCUCUUGUACCUGGUCUUUUGAGAUGCAAGCUAUAUUUUAUCAUAAUCAGAGUAGGAAUCAAGCAUUUCAUGGCAACCUUGACACCAAAUCAGUACGUAAAGCCAUCACUCUCCACCCUAUCAAGAACCCCCCAUACAUGUAUCGUCUACAUUCACAUUUUAUGAGCCUAGAUGUCCAAAAUCUACAACACAAGGCAGUUAAACUGCAACGAGGCCUUAGAAACAUGGACAUUUUGUUGAAUGCAAGUCGUGGUCCUUUAACUGAUGACCAGAAAGUCCGUCUACAAGAUAUAAAAGAUUUUCAUUCACAGCUACACCAUAACCACAUUUCAUCCUGGGACAUGUUUACAGCAACAAAGUUUUACUCUGAUGUGACACUUCAGCCUCCGGAGACAGGAAUGCGUGACCCACUGAAGGAAGGGCUCAACCACGUUCUUGGUCAGACAAUGGGUCUUAUUAACGAAGAGGCCCGUAAUGUCCUACACAGGAGUUUGGAAUUUAAAAAGUUGAAUCAUGGAUAUAUUAGGGUGCAUCCACUGUACGGGGCUCAGUAUAUGAUGGAUAUGUUGAUGAAGUAUCAUCGGCACUUGGGGCACAACCGCCGUCGCAUGACAGUCCAUGUCCGGCAUCAUGCAUAUCUGCAACAACCUUUUGGAAAUCUUGUUUAUCACUCUGAACCAGCUAUCGAGACUUUUCCCACUGUACAUUUCACUCUUCCACUGGCUGGACGCUACAACACUUUUGUUCGCUUCAUGGAAAACUUUGAGAAGGUUUGUCUCAAGUCGCAAGAGAAUGUCAAGCUUCUUGUGGUAUAUUUUCCAUCUAUAGAAGCUCCAAAUAAACACAAAACACUUAUAGAAAGAUAUCAGAAGCUCUACCCAGAGGCUGAGCUCCUUUGGAUAGAAGCAUUAGGAGACUUCUCAAGAGGACUGGGUCUGACACUGGGAGCAAAUCAGUUUGACAAAACAUCUUUGUUAUUUUUCUGUGACGUUGAUUUGUUGUUCGAUGGUGAAUUCCUUAACCGUUGCCGUGGUAACACGAAAUUAGGAAAACAAGUAUAUUACCCUAUGGUUUUCAGUCAGUUUGAUCCGAAUGCGACGUACCCCAAUCCACAAUCCAUCAACCAUUUUAAUUUGGGCAAAAAUGCUGGAUUUUGGAGAACUUAUGCUUUUGGUAUUGUAUGCAUGUACCAGAAUGAUCUCAACACAGUUGGUGGUUUUGACACCACGAUAAGAGGAUGGGGUCUYGAAGAUGUUGAACUUUAUGAGAAAUUCAUCAAACAUGAUGAAAUUGAUGUGUUUAGAGCUGCAGAUCCUGGACUCAUACACGUUUACCAUCCAGUGUUGUGUGACCCUCAUCUUGUUGACAGACAGUGGCAAAUGUGCCAGUCAUCCAAAGCAGCUGGCUUUGCUUCUCAGUCUACCACACUCAAGUUAUUAAUUUCCAAAGGUUUUGUUGAAAGUUAGGAGACUAAUGAAUGUAAUACUGAUUACUUAGGUAAUGAAGUUUUAUAUUUAUCUGUAAUAAUUUAUCAAUUUUGGAUAUUUAUUAAUUAAUACAUAUUUUUAGCUUGGAUGUAAUGUACAUGUUUUCCCAUUUCAGACCAUGUGUCAUUUCCUAGAGUAUCAUUUCUUUGUUUAAUGGUUGAGCACAAGAAAGCACAUAAACAUGGAUACGACUCAAGCAAUGUAUCCUAAAAAUGUUUCAUAUUUACGGAAAAAAAAACAAGUUUUGGAACUUUUCUCAGAGCUCACAAGAUGGGCUUGAAAAAAUGGUGAUGAUGAUGAUCAAAUUUUACCCUUGUUUUCUUAGUAAAACUUUUAAUUUUUCAUGGUUAAAAAAACAAUUUCCUCCAGUUUUCUGCCUUAUUUACCACUUUUUUGUCAUCUAGCCAUCAUUUCUUUGUCUAAUAGUUGUGCAGGAGAAGACAUUUUAAAUAUGUAUACAACUCAAACAAAGAAUCUUACUCUCAAGGGAUGACACUUGACCAGUCUGAAAUGGGAAAAAAUUAUGCCCAAGCUGGGGAGGUCUAUUCAGACACUGUACCAGGAUAAAAAUAAUGGCCAAUCAACAGACAAUGUCCAGCCAAAAUUAUCUUCUCUGGCCAAAUAUCUCUCAGGCCAGUCUUUGUCACUGGACACGCUGACUGGUCACAUGUUGGUGAUUGAGCAGCUGUUAUUCUUAUCUGUGAGCAUGUUCAUUUCUCUCAAUCAACAGUAGGUUAUUAUGAAAGCUAUAAAUCCAUACAUAAUUUCAUGAGUUGUUGAGAUUGUUGAUACAUGAAAAGAACUCUAUAGAAUUCAUAACAGUAUUUAUGUUUUGAUUGGGUAAAAAAUUAUAGCUUAAAUAAAAAUAAUUUGUGGAAGUAGGAUUUAGUUUUUAUUGACAAAAAAUAAAAAGU